Drosophila yakuba is the source of this 2033-nucleotide messenger RNA. It is a transcript of the gene Rab8, whose product is annotated as ras-related protein Rab-8A. Lineage: Eukaryota; Metazoa; Arthropoda; Insecta; Diptera; Drosophilidae. Gene Ontology annotation, molecular function: GTPase activity; GTP binding. The coding region runs from base 550 to 1173 and encodes 207 amino acids. Gene Ontology annotation, cellular component: synaptic vesicle; trans-Golgi network transport vesicle; plasma membrane. The record is from RefSeq and is a predicted model, not a curated record. Gene Ontology annotation, biological process: cellular response to insulin stimulus; protein secretion; regulation of exocytosis. The transcript has 5 exons.
GAGUUAUCGAAAGUCAUAUUUUUUGUACGGGCGUAAUUAGAAAGCAGUAAUUAACUCAAUUUCCACGUAAUUUCCACAACAAACCAACGUAAACUCGCUCUGCGAAGCGAGCGCCUUUGCAUUUGCCCACCGGAAAAGCUGCCGCAUAAAAACCGAAACUCGAGCGCAGUCACAAAAAAAGUCUUAAAACUACGUCGCCAUUUUUGACACGGCUCCGAAAUCGAAAACACAACACACACACCCAAGAGAAAAAGAGCUGCGCUGCGGAGAGAAGGAAAAAACUAUACGUUUUCGAUACGAUUCGAUUCAUUCGGUUGUGGAUUUGUGCGGUUACGUCUGGGAAUAGUUUAUAUGUAUAUACAUUCAACGGCACGCAUGGGGCAUAGUCGUGAUUAGUGUUAUUAGCCAAGAAUCGGAGAGGAAGUCAGUUGAUUAAGGAGACGACGACGUGUACAGAGCAUCACCCUUAACCCUUACCCUAACCCCCAACUAAACACUAAACACUAUUAUCGGGGCAGAUUCUGUGAUCCUACCGCAAAAGCACAUAAAAUGGCCAAGACCUACGACUAUCUGUUCAAACUGCUCCUGAUCGGUGACUCCGGAGUGGGCAAGACGUGCAUCCUUUUCCGAUUCUCCGAGGACGCCUUUAACACAACGUUUAUAUCCACAAUAGGUAUCGAUUUUAAAAUUAGAACAAUUGAAUUAGAUAACAAGAAGAUUAAGCUGCAGAUAUGGGACACUGCCGGCCAGGAGCGUUUUCGCACAAUUACCACGGCCUAUUAUAGAGGUGCCAUGGGCAUCAUGCUGGUAUAUGACAUAACCCAGGAGAAGUCUUUCGAGAACAUUAAAAACUGGAUUAGGAAUAUCGAGGAGAACGCCUCCGCCGAUGUCGAGAAAAUGCUGCUGGGAAACAAGUGUGAAUUGACCGAUAAACGACAGGUUUCAAAGGAGCGCGGCGAACAAUUGGCCAUCGAGUAUGGCAUCAAGUUCAUGGAGACCUCCGCAAAGGCCAGCAUUAACGUGGAAGAAGCCUUCCUCACCCUAGCCAGUGAUAUCAAAGCGAAAACGGAAAAGCGAAUGGAGGCGAACAACCCACCCAAGGGCGGUCAUCAGCUGAAACCGAUGGACAGUCGGACGAAGGACAGUUGGUUGUCCAGGUGCAGUCUGCUUUGACGUGGCAACGUGCGCUCGGCAUUAAAGCGGCGUGGUGGCAUCGGCUACACGGUAGUGGUUUAUGGUGGUAACUACGAGGUAGUAGUUUCCUUAACUCCUGUUAGGUUCGAGUAAAAGCGGGACCCCGAAAAAGCGGACACUAACUGACAUCUAAAUCAACCUUAAACAUCAAUCAGCAGCCGGCUCUCUUUAACCGAAUAAGCGCGUUAAUGGAAUAGAACACAAAUUGCAUUAUGAAACAGUUAUUAAAUAAAGUAUAUGACGACAGCGUGUACGAAAUAUACAUAGGCAUGAUAAUAUAUAUAUAUAUAUAUAUAUAUUUAUAUAUAUACGUAUAUAACUAAAGUUUAAAGAAGAUAAAACGAUCCAGCGAUAACGUAAAUCGAAGAGCAGCCAAUCCAACCCGCCCGCGUCCUUCUCGAAGAGGUUUUAGUAUUUACGGAAUGAUGAUUUUCUCUAGCAGCCAUGGUUGUCGAUUUGUAAAUUAUUAAUUGUAAAACAAAUAUAUAUGUACUAUGUAUGCAUAUGAUUAGUUGACCUGUCCUUGUUUUGCUCAUUGCUUCUGUGUACUUUCGAUCGAUUCAGAAACCCUUUUGCCAUUACCUUAGGAAUACGGAGGAGGUCCAGACGCACAAUAACCCAAAAUUGUAUAACCCAAUCCGCCUCACACCUCCCCCUUCCUGCCCCUAACUUUAUAACGUAUAAUGUGGUAGUAUCGCACAGAUAAAGGGUGCUUAUUAUAUUAUUAUUCUUCUUAAUCUUCACACACAUUUCAUUCGGUUAGUUUGUAUUCUAUUUAUUUUGUUCUUUGCCGCACACCACAUGACUUUGUCAAUAAAUCGUUACAUCUAAUAAUAAAA